UUUCGCUCUUCAUAACCAUUAACAGAAAAUCUAUACCUUCUAAAACCAUUCGAGAUUUAUUGCUCCUUCUUCUCUUUCUUUCUUCAUUCAGCAGAAUAGUAUCCCAUUUCUUGUCUCUGUUGUUUCUUUUUCUAAUUCAAUAAGAAAUAGAAAAUAUGGUGGCUUUAGUCUCCCAGGAAAAUGUUGUAGCUCUGGUUUCUCGCACGGGUAGACAUUUGCAGCGCUACACUAAAGCUGGUUGUCGUCAAGUUGUUGGCUGCAUACCAUAUAAAUACAAAAAUGGGAAACGAGAUUUCUUGGACAUUGAAGAAGCGUUAGAAGUUCUUGUUAUCAGUUCCCAGAAAGGAAAAGGAUUGUUGUUUCCCAAGGGAGGUUGGGAAUUAGAUGAAACAAUAAAAGAGGCAGCUUCAAGAGAGACAUUAGAGGAAGCUGGAGUGCGAGGCAUUGUUGAGCGUGAAUUAGGCAUGUGGAGUUUCAAGAGCAAAACACAUGACACCUAUUAUGAAGGCUACAUGUUCCCUCUACUUGUUCAGGAGGAAUUGAAUUUCUGGCCUGAGAAAAACGUUCGUCAAAGAAAAUGGAUGAGUGUGUCAGAUGCGAAGGAAUGCUGUCAACAUUGGUGGAUGAAGGAAGCCUUAGAUAGAUUAGUUAAUCGACUCAGGUCUCAGCAACAACUUGAACAGGAGGAAGUGGUAUCUUGUAGUUUAAGCUACCAGAGCAAAUCCAACUUGUAAAUAGGCAAAAUUGUUAAGAACACGGCCUUAGGGGGGCUUUUUAGGCCAGGAAAAGUGCGAAGGCCUUUGGGAAUUGAAAUGAACAAGAAAGGGAUUCUUGAGUUUUCUUGCAAUCCCUUUCUUAGGAUUUCAAUUCUUAAUUCUAGUUAGGUUUAUUUUAGUGGGAACACCAGAAAAAAGUUGGAUCAAGAUGACAUUUGUACAACAUGGUUUUAAAUGCAAAGAGUUUUGGAAAGAAAAAUUCAAUUUUGUCUGAUAAUUUUGUAAGUCGGUUAACUGUCUUGUACUUCAACCUUCAUGUCUUCCAAGACCGGCAUGAUUUUUCUUUGAGGCUGAGGCUGAAAUUUACAGCAACUGUAGGGGCGUUGACAUGAAAAAUUCAACGUUGAAGCUUCCUAUAUCUGAUUAAAACUUCUCAAUCA
This is a messenger RNA of Hevea brasiliensis (rubber tree), 1156 nucleotides long. Its product is annotated as nudix hydrolase 18, mitochondrial-like. NCBI's taxonomy places the organism in Eukaryota, Viridiplantae, Streptophyta, Magnoliopsida, Malpighiales, Euphorbiaceae. The transcript is spliced from 5 exons. Gene Ontology annotation, cellular component: cytoplasm; nucleus. The record is from RefSeq and is a predicted model, not a curated record. The coding region runs from base 156 to 734 and encodes 192 amino acids. Gene Ontology annotation, molecular function: pyrophosphatase activity.